UGAUGGAAAUAGUGGUUAUCAAGUAUAAUAUGCUAAUCCGGAGUACUGAUGAGUUGUGUCCGAGAAUUAGGAAACGUUUAGAGAAGGAGAAGGAGGUUGCUAGGCUGUUUGUAUCUAGACAAUCUCACAAUAUGAGAUGUGAAGUGGAAAUGGGGGAUGAAGGGUACAUUGUAGACCUGACUUUGAAGGAGUGCAGCUAUGGUUAUUGGCAGUUGAGUGGGCUGCCAUGCUGUCAUGCAGUUUCUGCUAUCAGCCACUUGAGGAAGAAUCCGGAUGAUUAUGUUCAUCCUUCCUACCUUGUUCGGAAUGUGGAGGAGUGCUACAAGGGAAUGACUACAAGGAAUGGAGCUGCUGCCAGAAGGAAUGAAGCUGCUGCUGCUGCCAGAAGGAAUGGAGUUGCUGCUGCCAGAAGAAUUGGAGCUGCUGCUAAUCCACCUAAUGAGAGUCAACCAAGACAGAGGAGAGGCAAUCACUGCUCCAAGUGUGGCUCGGCCACACACAAUGCCAGAACAUGUCCAUUGAACAGGGGAGUGGGAAUACAAGAUGUGAGGUUGAAUGUUGGCGAUCGUUUUACAAUUGAAAGGGAGCUUCGUCAAGCAACAAGAGUAAUUGGUGUUUAUGUUGAUGAGACCACUGGUAAUCAAUAUGUUAGGCUGAAUGGGGCAAAUGGGAGAUUUGUUGGGAAUCCACCUCCAACCCAGCCUACUGAGAUGGAUAUGCCAGGGAGCCAGCCGCCACCAACCCAACCUUAGAAGUGUAGUUAACUUCUCAUGAGUCCAAAUUUUGUACAGGGCAUCCAACCCUUGCUUAGAAGCAGCUUUGUCGACUCAUGUAAUUCUGCUAAGACAAUUUAUGUUAAGUUUUAGGCUUGUUUGCUAGGUGUAGCUGAAGGAAACUCUCUAUCUUAGGUUGAUGUUGAACUCAAAUGUCAGAAUGUAAUCAGGAACUAACUAUCAUGCUCGUUAAUGUGUGCUCCAGACUAUUGUAGAAACGGGAUGAUUUUGCAAGGAUUAUGUUAGGUUCAAUCGUUCCAUGCUAUCUUUUGCAAACUUUCAAUUUCAUACCAACUUCAAAUUUCAACGUGCACAUUACAUAUGAUCGAUACAAACUUACUGCUUCCACAGAAAUACAAUCAGUAAGACAUU
Messenger RNA from Linum trigynum, 1145 nucleotides. Lineage: Eukaryota; Viridiplantae; Streptophyta; Magnoliopsida; Malpighiales; Linaceae. The record is from the annotation of a GenBank genome assembly.